AUGAGCCCUGUGUCCAGCAAGGAAGAGCUACUGUGCAAGAGUGUGUCUCCACUAUGCUGUUUUUCAGAAGAAUAUGAGGAACAGUACUCGGAGGCCAGACUCCUGGGGCAGACCUUCCGCUCUUCUGAUGAGGCCCCUAAGCCUACUCCCAGCCCAAGGCCCCAGUCUGCCAAGCGCCUGGAGUUUAUAUUGAUGCCUGCAAAACGGCAGCUGAGCCUGGAUGAGAUCACGACCCAGGGUGUGAGGGCCCCUGAGCCCUGCCUGAGCCUGUCUACAGCCGACAAGCAAACUGCCUGGAAUGACCCUUUCCCUCUACCCAUCCUAAAGGAGAAGCGUUGGCUUCAGCCCUGCUCCACGCAGUCUGACCUUGUGCCCAUCAACAUCUCUGGGCAGCAGUUUGAUAGACAUGCAAGUUUUCGACACUCGUUGUUUAACACAGAGACAGCCGUGAACCCCAAGUCCACCCUGAGGCGGAGGCGGACCAUUAUUGGAUUCUCUAACUUUUCUCAGCGAGACCCAGGUCACAGCAACAGCCCAGCAGGCAGCCUGGCCUGCUCUGCCACCUCAGACAUCAGGCCUGGCCACUCAGCUCCACAAGUUGUUCAGGGAAGAGUUGCUAUUGGACAAGAAGCUCGGUUCCCAAGUCUCACCUCUCCAGGACUGAGACACUCUUCUAGUAAGCCUACAGACCCUCACCAGGCACGUAGUGGCCCAGACCCUCCUGGCAUGGAGAGCAUGGCAAUGAUGUACAAUAUCCCCAGUUCUUGCAAUGGACCAACAGAGUCAACGUUCUCUGCUUCCUGGAAGGGAGAUGCUUUCACGUACAUGACUCCAAGUGCUAGCAGCCAGGGCAAUCAAGCCAGUGAAGAUGGAAAAAACCCUUCCUCUGGGAAUUCUUGGGUCUCUCUGAACACACUCCCACCUCUGGUCUCUAAGGAGGCGGCUACUCUCUUUGUCACCCGGGAAAACCCAGCAGGAUACACUGGGCUACCCAGCUACUCUGAGCACCCCACUCAACGAAGGCAAAUACCAGAAAGACCUCCCAAGAUUGGCCUUCUGGCUCAUGGUACCCCAAGACUGGAAACAGGCCCAGGCGGGAACAACAGAUUCCGGGAGCGGUCACUGUCUGUGCCCACAGACUCAGGUGUCACCUCAGUGGACUAUGAUGAAGAACAGAAGGCUAGGGAGGCCUGCAUCCUGCCUUAUGCAAGUACAAGCUCUGAAGGCAGUAACAGUACUGACAACAUUGCAGCGCUCAGCACUGAGCAGGAGGUGCGUCACAGAAGGCAAAGAUCGAAAAGUAUUUCACUCAAGAAGGCCAAAAAGAAGCCCUCUCCACCCAUGCGAAGUGUCUCACUACUCAAAGAUGAACCAGUCCUCCCACCAGAAGGUAAAUUGGUACUGCCCAAGGACCAAAGGCCCAGGAGCCUUUGCCUCUCCUUGGAACACCAAGGGCACCAUUCAUCUCACCCAGAUGUUCAAGGUCACCCACCUGUGCCAAUUCUCAAAGAUCCAGAAGGUACACAGUUCUCUCACCACUGGUAUCUUACUGACUGGAAGUCUGGUGACACCUACCAAUCCCUGUCCAGCUCCAGCACUGCCACCGGCACCACAGUCAUUGAGUGCACUCAAGUUCAGGGAAGCUCAGAGUCUCUGGCCUCCCCUUCCACCUCCAGAGCGACAACACCCUCCCAGCUCUCUAUUGAGGUGGAAGCCAGGGAAGUAACCUCCCCUGGAAGGCCCACUGGACUGAUGUCUCCUUCCAGUGGCUCCCCCAGCCAGUCAGAGACACCCACACCCACUGUCUCCAUGUCCUUGACCCUGGGCCACUUACCCCCUCCAAGCACCAGUGUCCGAGUACGUCCAGUGGUACCAGAAAGGAAGUCAUCACUGCCCCCAACAUCACCAAUGGAGAAAAUCUGCAAGUCACGGUUAUCGUUUGACCUACCACUGAGCUCUUCAACCACCCUGGAUCUGUCAGGGAUGAGUAUCUCCAUCCGCAGCAAAACCAAGGUUAGCCGACAUCACUCUGAUACCAAUUUUGGGGCCAAACUGGCACAGAAAACUAGUCCAACCCAGCCAAUAAUGCCCAUGGUUACUCAGUCUGACCUUCGUUCUGUUCGCCUGAGGUCAGUUAGCAAGUCUGAGCCAGAAGAUGACAUUGAGAGCCCGGAUUACACUGAAGAACCUGGAGCAGAAGAAGUCUUCACCUUGCCAGAGAGAAAAGUGAAGCCUCCCAUAGCUGAGAAACCUCCACUGGCCCGAAGGCCUCCAAGUUUGGUUCACAGGCCGCCCUCUCUCCCUGAAGAGUAUCCACUAACUUCUCCUACUAAGGCUAUGACACCCAGGAGCUCCGUUCCACACAUGAAGCAGCUCCCCCAAGACAGCUAUACAGUGUUGCGGAAACCAAAGUCACCCAGCUUCCCCAGUGGCAGGAGCCCUGGGGAGUCAACAGUGCCUUCCACCCUCAUCUUCACACCUCUUGCCAGUUCCUCUGGUGCUUUCUUCUCAGGAACACAGCAACCUCCCCAGGCCAGUGUAGAAGAUGGGGGCCCCAAGGUGAGAGCCCUACCUGAAAGAAUCAGCCUUCAGAGCCAGGAAGAAGCUGAGAAAAAGAUCAGCAAGAUUCCACCUCCAGUACCAAAAAAGCCCAGUGUGCUCUACCUGCCUCUCACCUCCCCUGUAGCUCAAAUGGAUGCCUGCAUGGCAGAACCACGGCUGCCUUUCAGCCCCAUCAUCACCCUGGAGAAAGAUGCCAAGUGUCCCUCCACUGGCGAUGACCUGAAGUCACCUAGUAAAGGGGUGACUUCGGCUCUUCAUGUUGACAGUGAAAAGGAGGCCAUCUCUCCAGGGAGGUCUGUAGAACCAAGCACCGAAGAAAAAAGUCUAAUCAGUGAUAAAACAGCCGAAUGGAUCUCGGAGGAGGAUGAUGACGUGUUUGUGGCUUCUCGAACAACAGAAGAUUUAUUUACUGUGAUACACAGGUCCAAAAGAAAGCUACUGGGCUGGAAAGAGACUGGGGAGGGCUUCACAGGCAGCAGAGCCAGGACACAUUCACCAGUGAAGAAUACAGCUGAUUCUCCCACCAGUGAGUCUGCUGCUGCCACAGGGCCAAGUGGCAGUGCCUGCCUAGAUGCUGGCAGAAAUGAUGAUUUCAAGGCCUUGCUCCAGAAGAAGGGAAGUAAGGCAACUCCUAGGACCCGCGCCUCAGCGGCCGAGCUGCUGAAGACCACUAACCCUCUGGCUCGAAGAAUCAUUACACAGACC
Messenger RNA from Cricetulus griseus (Chinese hamster), 3267 nucleotides. Lineage: Eukaryota; Metazoa; Chordata; Mammalia; Rodentia; Cricetidae. The record is from RefSeq and is a predicted model, not a curated record.